Messenger RNA from Chironomus riparius, 541 nucleotides. Lineage: Eukaryota; Metazoa; Arthropoda; Insecta; Diptera; Chironomidae. The record is from the annotation of a GenBank genome assembly.
UUCAAAUCGAGGACACCCGAUAACAUUAGAAAAAUUCAAAACAAAUAAAAGGAUUUGAGUGAUUAGAGAGUGUUUAACAGUAAAAAUGGAAGUGUUUGAUAGCGAAGAUGAUAAAGAAGUUCUUACAAAAGAAAUUGGACAGCCUUCCUUUGAUACAACCAGUCAAAACGUCAAUUUUAAAAUCAUGCAUGACAUUAUGAAGCUUGGAUGUUGCCAGAAAUCAUUAGUUGUGGCUGCAUACAGAACAUUUUUGGAUCUUUGUGAAACGAGAAAAUUUGAGGAAGUUACCUAUCAUUACAUUUCGGAACUGGAUGUUAUCUAUUUGAAAGUUCAGAAAAAGAAAGAUGAGACUGAUUUUGAAGUUGUUGUUCCAGUAUUGUCGUCAAAAAAAGUUAGCUUUAAGCAAAUUGAAGGACUUCAGGAGGCAUUUAAAUGCGCAUGUAUAACUUUAGCUAUUUGUGAUAUGAAUUCGUUAAUUAUGUACUACAAGAUAACAAAGCAUUAGGACUAGCUAUAUUAAAACAGAAAUAUAAUGUCAUUU